Messenger RNA from Pseudophryne corroboree (corroboree frog), 2188 nucleotides. Its product is annotated as gastrula zinc finger protein XlCGF57.1-like. The coding region runs from base 190 to 2013 and encodes 607 amino acids. The transcript is spliced from 3 exons. Lineage: Eukaryota; Metazoa; Chordata; Amphibia; Anura; Myobatrachidae. The record is from RefSeq and is a predicted model, not a curated record.
CCCAGUAACAGAGAUACCCCAGAGAGAUGUCCCCGUCCUCUGUAUUCCCAGGAUUGUACAGAGGAGAAUCACAGGAUCCCACAGGAGGAUCAGGUAGAACGUGUGUCUGAUAUUAAAACAGAAAAUAUAGAGGGAGAAGAAGAGAAGUAUCUAACUGUUAUAAAGGCAGAAGAUAUAGAGGGAGAAGAGAUGUAUCUAACUGUUAUAAAGGUAGAAGAUACAGAGGAAGAAGAAGAGACGUAUGUGACUGAUAUGAAGGCAGAAGAUAUAGGGGGAGAAGAAGAGACGUAUAUGAAGGGUGAUAAGCAGUGUAAGGAGGAGGAGAUCCCUACAGAUAUCAGCACAGAUGGACACACACUCAGGAAUAUCUCAGAAGGACAUCUAAUGUUAUCCCCGGAUUGUGACAUAAAAGAUAAUGACAGUAGACAGGAUUCUCCAGGAGAUAAUACCAUUAUCCCAAUGAUACAUCCAGCUCUAUCAGCUGAUCCCCCUGAUCCUGGAGAAUGUUCUCCUGAUCACUCUGAUAUUGGUGCAUCUGUUACAGCUCUGACAGUAGAUACAGUGUUUCCCUGUUCUGUAGAUGCCAAAUGUUUUACACAGAACACAAAACUUAUUACCCAUCAGCCAGCUAAGGCAGGUGAGAGGCCAUUUCCAUGUUCUGAGUGUGGGAAAUGUUUUACACAAAAAUCAGGUCUUGUUACACAUCAGAGAAGACACACAGGUGAUAGGCCAUUUCCAUGCUCUGAGUGUGGGAAAUGUUUUAUCUGGAAAUCAGAACUUGUUAAACAUCAGCGAAGUCACACAGGUGAGAAUCCAUUUCCAUGUUCUGAGUGUGGGAAAUGUUUUUCAUACAAAUCACAUCUUGUUAUACAUCAGAGAAGGCACACAGGUGAGAGGCCAUUUUCUUGCUCUGAGUGCGGGAAAUGUUUUACCUGGAAAUCACAACUUGGUACACAUCAGCGAAGUCACACAGGGGAGAAUCUAUUUCCAUGUUCUGAGUGUGGGAGAUGUUUUACAAUCAAAUCAUGUCUUGUAAAACAUAAGAGAAUACAUACUGGUGAGAAACCAUAUUCCUGUUCUGAGUGUGGGAAAUGGUUUACAUACAAAACUACUCUUGAUGCACAUAAGAGAAGUCACACAGGUACAUCACCAUUUCCAUGUUCUGAGUGUGGGAAAUAUUUUGCACAGAAAUCACAACUUGCUAGACAUCAGAGAAGUCACACAGGUGAGAGGCCAUUUCCAUGUUCUGACUGUGGAAAAUGUUUUGCACGGAAAUCACACCUUGUUACACAUCAGCAAAGUCACACAGGUCAGAAGCUAUUUCCAUGUCCUGAGUGUGGGAAAUGGUUUGCACAGAAAUCAGGUCUUGUUAAACAUCAGAGAAGUCACACAGGUGAGAAGCCAUUUCCAUGUCCUGAGUGUGGGAAAUGUUUUGCACGGAAAUCAGAUCUUGUUAUACAUAACAGAAGUCACACAGGGGAGAAUCCAAUUUCUUGCUCUGGGUGUGGGAAAUUGUUUGCACAGAAAACAGAUCUUGUUAAACAUCAGAGAAGUCACACAGGUGAGAAGCCUUUUUCUUGCUCUGAGUGCGCAAAAUGUUAUACUCGGAAAUCAUAUCUUAUUAUACAUAUGAGAAGUCACACAGGUGAGAGGCCGUUUCCAUGUUCUGAGUGUGAGAAAUGUUUUGCACACAAAUCAGAUCUUGUUAUACAUAACAGAAGUCACACAGGGGAGUAUCCAAUUUCUUGCUCUGAGUGUGGGAAAUGUUUUAAACGGAAAUCAGAACUUGUUAUACAUCAGAGAAGUCACACAGGUGAGAAGCCAUUUCCAUGUUCUGAGUGUGAGAAAUGUUUUGCACUCAAAUCAACUCUUGUUAGACAUCAGCAAACUCACACAGGUGAGAAGCCAUUUUCUUGCUCUGAGUGUGGGAAAUGUUUUGCACACAAAUCACAUCUUGUUAGACAUCACAAAAGUCACACAGGUGAGAGGCCAUUUCUUUACUCUGAGAAAUAAAUCAGCUCUUGUUGCACACAAUAGACCACUCAGGUGAGGAGCCAUUUUAAUCUUCUGGAGUAUAGUUAUCAUUGCCAUGCAUUGUUCUUCAAGUUUCUUAUCCUAUCUCCUAUGCUUUUUGCAAUAUACAUGCUACCGCAGGGUGAAAUAAUCAGAUGCCAUGUCCUCAUCUACC